Messenger RNA from Pelecanus crispus (Dalmatian pelican), 750 nucleotides. The record is from RefSeq and is a predicted model, not a curated record. Lineage: Eukaryota; Metazoa; Chordata; Aves; Pelecaniformes; Pelecanidae.
AUGCUCCUGAUUGAUGGUUCUGAAGCCAAACUUCAGGGGCUCUUCGAGUGUCUGUCAGCUCCGGCGUUGCCGUCUCCCAGGAUUGCUUUCAAUUUGUAUCGUCCUACAGCAGGCUGGAAACUCGUCUGCUUCCUGUUGUCCGGGAGUUUAAUGCGGACCUCAGAGCAGCAGCAGAUUAGCGGCAUGCAUAAAGAAAAAGGUACUCAGGGACUGAAAGUGUCUUGGCUUUUUAAUCCAACAAGAAGUGAAAUAACAAGUCUAGAUAGUGGAAAUAUAGAUGACAUUUUAAACAAUGCAGAUGUUGCUUUAGUUAAUUUUUAUGCUGAUUGGUGCCGCUUCAGCCAAAUGCUACAUCCUAUUUUUGAGGAAGCUUCUAAUGUAAUUAAGGAAGAGUAUCCAGAUAAGAAUCAAGUGGUGUUUGCCAGAGUAGACUGUGAUCAGCAUUCGGAUAUAGCUCAGAGAUACAGGAUAAGCAAAUACCCAACUCUGAAACUCUUCCGGAAUGGGAUGAUGAUGAAGAGAGAAUACAGGGGCCAGAGAUCUGUGACAGCAAUAGCAGAUUACAUCAGGCAGCAAAAGAGUAACCCUGUUCGGGAGGUCCAGGAUUUAGAAGAAAUUAAUUCUGUUGAUCGCAGCAGAAGAAAUAUUAUUGGAUACUUUGAGCAAAAGGACUCUGACAAUUACAGAACCUUUGAAAGAGUAGCGAAUAUUUUGCAUGAUGAUUGUGUAUUCCUGUCUGCCUUUGGGUAA